UCGCGCGGCCACUCGGUGCCUCACUCCUUUUGCAAGAUUGAUGACCUUGCGCAUUCUUUCCUACCCUGGCUCACACAGCUCGCUGCUCCAUCUGUGGCUUGUUCUGUGAGCUCUUCCUCCUUUGAUCCCCCCUUCACCUUUUUUGUGUCACUUUGAAAGGAUCACGCAUGAUCCUAAUAUUAGCUCAGUUCUCACGUCUUCCGUUUUUUUUUUUUUUCUCGUGUACUUCUAAAUCCCGUGUGUACAUUUUCUCAACCUACUUGAAAGCUUAAGAGGCUUGUUGGGUUUUUUUUUUUAGGGUGAGACGAAAUGUUCUUGGGCUACUUGCAGAUAGUCUGCUGCUGGUAACACCCACGUGCUGCAGAGGGAGUGGGUGGAGGAGAAACCCCUCUGCUUGGGGAAGAUUGAUAGGUGAAAAUACCUGAGGGUCGGUGCUAUCGCGGGGUCAGGUGCAGCGCUAACAGCAGCCUCUUCAUCACCAGCUUUUGAUUGGCCUUGGAGGUCAGUGACUCCAGAGAGGAAGGCCUGUGCAGGGGCACCAGAUGGUGCUGUUAGAGGCAGAAAGGCACGGCAUGGGAAAAUGGGCGAUAACACCGGAUUUAGGCGGGAAAGUCCAGCGUACUUUCCUGGCAGCUGCCUGGGAUCUCCAGAGUGAAAUUCACUCCAUCAGGACUAACGUGGCUGGGCCAUGGAGCAGUACACGGCAAACAGUAAUAGUUCCACAGAGCAGAUUGUGGUGCAGGCUGGACAGAUUCAGCAGCAGCAGCAGGGUGGUGUCACAGCUGUCCAGUUGCAGACUGAGGCCCAAGUGGCAUCCGCCUCAGGCCAGCAAGUCCAGACCCUCCAGGUAGUCCAGGGGCAGCCAUUAAUGGUGCAAGUGAGUGGAGGCCAGCUUAUUACAUCAACUGGUCAACCUAUCAUGGUCCAGGCCGUCCCAGGUGGACAAGGCCAAACCAUCAUGCAAGUACCUGUAUCUGGGACACAAGGUUUGCAGCAGAUACAGUUAGUCCCACCUGGGCAGAUCCAGAUCCAGGGUGGGCAGGCUGUGCAGGUACAAGGCCAGCAGGGCCAGACCCAGCAGAUCAUCAUCCAACAGCCCCAGACAGCAGUCACGGCUGGCCAGACUCAGACACAGCAGCAGAUUGCUGUCCAGGGACAGCAAGUAGCCCAGACUGCUGAGGGGCAGACCAUCGUCUAUCAGCCGGUUAAUGCAGAUGGCACAAUUCUCCAGCAAGUUACAGUCCCUGUUUCAGGCAUGAUCACCAUCCCAGCAGCCAGUUUGGCAGGAGCACAGAUUGUUCAGACAGGAGCCAAUACCAACACAACCAGCAGUGGACAGGGGACUGUCACUGUGACGCUCCCGGUGGCGGGGAAUGUGGUCAAUUCAGGAGGAAUGGUCAUGAUGGUGCCAGGUGCUGGGUCCGUGCCUGCUAUCCAAAGAAUCCCUUUACCUGGAGCAGAGAUGCUCGAGGAAGAGCCCCUCUACGUGAAUGCCAAACAGUAUCACCGCAUUCUUAAGAGGAGACAAGCUCGGGCUAAGCUAGAGGCAGAAGGGAAAAUUCCAAAGGAAAGAAGAAAAUACCUCCAUGAAUCUCGGCACCGACAUGCCAUGGCUCGGAAGCGAGGUGAAGGUGGACGAUUCUUCUCUCCAAAGGAAAAGGACAGUCCUCACAUGCAGGAUCCAAACCAAGCUGAUGAAGAAGCAAUGACACAGAUCAUCCGAGUUUCCUAACCCCAUGUGGAUGGUAGAGCUGAUCAACCAGGUUCCUCAGCACUGUUUCCCACGGUUACUGGAAAUUGAUCAACUCUUCCAAUGGGACACUGGUGACCACACUCUGCCCUUUUACAGGACAGAAACCACUUAGUUUUUAAGUGGCUCAGUAUUGUAACUGCAGCAAUGUCUGGCGAAUUGAAGUUGCAAGCCCUUGUCUCACCCUUUCAUUCAGGACCUAUUUCAGACUGUUGGUGACAUUGACAUUGUGAGGAUUUGGAUGAUACAAGGAGAUAUUUACCAGCCCAGCAUUUACAUACACAAGCACUUAGGUUGGCUGGUGAGGCCAGCCAGCCAGCCACUGCAGUAGGGGAGAGCAGCCUUCUCAACCUGAUCUACAAUCAGGGAAUCCACAGCCCACGCCUUCCUGUGGAGUCUAGACCGCAUCCAUCCUCUGCUGAGGAUAUCAGACUGACUGGUGCAUGGACAUUUUGUACUCAGAAGUGGCUUCCAAGCAAAAAGUUCCAUAAUAAGAGAUGGAGCAGUAAACUGAGAUACAGUCAUCUGAUCUGUGGUGACAAUAAGAAUCGCUGUCAGCCAGGAAAAAUCCAGAGGGAUACUUUGCACUCAGGAUAAAAUGACAAAAGACCUUGAUUACCUAAAACAUACAUUGCCAGAUCUCGUUUUAGUUUUGACUGGUCUGCAUGCCUCUGUUUCAGACCGUCUAGACCAUGGUUCUUGCUAUGGGCACUUGUAAGGCAAUUUAGAGAGUGUGAACCUUACAACUGACUUUCCUAGUAGAAAACAAAACUUGGACAUUUAUAGUAACUCCCAAACAUGGGCAAGCUAGAACUUUUAAUCAUAGGCUUCGUGACAGCAUUUGGAGAAGGGAUGGACCCAUGUGUUUCAGUCUAGAGAGUGCUCUGCAUACCAGGUGCUGUCAGAGGUCAUGACUCUCCACUGGAUGCACCUGGGAUGGACCUGGACCUGAAGCUGAAAAGACCAAUGUGCAUUUACACUGAGACUUUUUCGAAGCACUGAAAGGGAGAAGUCUGAGACUAGGUCCUUGACUUUUUUUCUGAAAAAGCACUGUUGGGUCAUGCUGUCCUGGACACAGGCUGUGGUCAUUGCUGGAGCUCCAUGUGGACAAUGUUGGCUUCAGUCCUACAGUGCUUUGUGCUGGUCCUGGAGAGCAGGCCUUCUUGUUCUCCGCAUGGCAGCUGAUUCUUUGGUGCCAGUUUCCAUUUGUUUCCCCUUUCUCUGUAGGUCUCUGCAGCAAGGUAUUCACGUUGCAUCCAUACUGUAGAAUAAACUACAGACUGACAGCAGGGAUUCCUGCAGGGUCAGGAAUUGGGCCACAGCUCCCAGAAUGAGUUGGGCCUCAGAAAUCUUUUCUGAGCAAGCAUUCUACCAUUGAGCCACACCCCCAGUCCAGAAUCCUGUUUUCUAGAUGGUGGGCUCUAGAAGAUAAAACCAAGAUGAUAUUUCGGAAGUUGGCUGCUGUCUUUGCAAAUGAAGGAAAACAGGAAUUUUCCAAGGCGUUUGGGGUUGGUUAAAAUACCAGGCAAGUGUAAAGAUCGGCUCCUUUGACUUUGUAUUGAGACAGGAGGGAAUUUAAUCCUCGUAAAGGAACAUCACAAGGAGAGACCAGUGUCUGAAGAACUAGAGACAAAGCUGUAAAAGGAAGCAUGAUAAGAUACCUUCCAAGUUCUGCAAAUCUAGUAAUUUCUCCUGGCUUCCGAAUGUUAACGGGGCUGGUCCUUUAGUAAGCUCGCUAGAAAUUUCUGGCUCUUGACAAGAGUUUUCAGAUACUAACUGCCCCCAGUGUUUCAGAUAUUACUAAAAACAACUAGGAAUUUCUCUCUUGUGGCUGGUUGGGACUCUAAGCAGAAGGGCAGAAAUUCCUCAGACCUAAUGUCUAGUACUUUAGCCAGCAAUUCUAAAAAUGCUAUUUAUUUGUGUUCAUGAGUUUGUACAUAGUACUAACCUCGUUGUUGCCGAGUUUUUCAUUUGGAGGAGCUGUGUUUGAGUUGUAUUU
Molecule: messenger RNA, 3749 nt
Organism: Nannospalax galili (Upper Galilee mountains blind mole rat)
Lineage: Eukaryota; Metazoa; Chordata; Mammalia; Rodentia; Spalacidae
Gene: Nfya
Product: nuclear transcription factor Y subunit alpha
Exons: 10
Coding region: 689-1732 (347 amino acids)
Biological process (GO): regulation of transcription by RNA polymerase II
Cellular component (GO): CCAAT-binding factor complex
Molecular function (GO): RNA polymerase II cis-regulatory region sequence-specific DNA binding; DNA-binding transcription factor activity, RNA polymerase II-specific
Source: RefSeq, a predicted model, not a curated record